Drosophila pseudoobscura is the source of this 859-nucleotide messenger RNA. RefSeq names its product serine protease SP24D-like. Bases 20 to 811 code for a protein of 263 amino acids. NCBI's taxonomy places the organism in Eukaryota, Metazoa, Arthropoda, Insecta, Diptera, Drosophilidae. Gene Ontology annotation, molecular function: serine-type endopeptidase activity. The transcript has a single exon. The record is from RefSeq and is a predicted model, not a curated record. Gene Ontology annotation, biological process: proteolysis.
UGGGCCGGGCCCAAGCAACAUGCUAGCCCCUGGAUUCGCUCUGACCAUCGCCGUCGCCGUUGUCGGCUGCUGCCUGCUGCCGGCCGGCCACUCGGCCCCCUCCGGUGGGAUCGACGGGCGUAUAGUGGGCGGCGAAGAUGCCGCCCUGGGCCAGUUUCCGCACCAGGUGUCGCUGCGCAACGCCGGCUCCCACAGCUGCGGGGGCUCCAUUCUGUCGCGCAACUACAUCCUGACGGCUGCCCACUGCGUGACCAACGAUGCGGACGAGAACGGUGUCCAUACCCCGAUCGCGGCCAGCCGCUUCACGAUCCGUGCGGGCACCAACGAUCGCUUCAGUGGCGGCGUCCUCCUCCAGGUGGCGGAGGUCAUCGUGCACGAGAACUACGGCGACUUCCUCAACGACAUAGCCCUGCUGCGCCUGGAGUCGCCGCUCUUCUACUCGAACAACAUCAAGGCCAUCGCCCUGCCCACGGCCAACACGCCCGCCGGGGCGGACAUCAUCAUCUCCGGCUGGGGUCGGAUCAAGCACCAGGGGGAUCUGCCCCGUUACCUGCAGUACAACACCGUCAAGUCCAUCUCCGUCGAGGAGUGCGGCGAACUGAUCGACUUCGGGGUGGAGAGCGAGCUGUGCCUCCUCCAUCCGGCCGACAACGGAGCCUGCAAUGGCGACUCCGGGGGUCCGGCCGUCUACAACGAUCAGGUUGUGGGCAUUGCUGGCUUCGUGUACGGCAGCUGCGGCAGCACCUAUCCCGACGGCUAUGCCAGGGUCCAUUACUUCAACGACUGGAUCAGGCAGCACUUGGAUGUCUAAAGUGUAGACAAAAAAUAAAAAGAAAUCCCUGAAAACUGUGCAAGACAA